AUGGAUCAAACCGAACAAGAAAUCGGCAUCAAAGUGUAUAAUGUAACUCCACCACCCCAACAGGGAGGAACAAACACGAACCCCCAGCAGAACAAGCGUCGUGCCUUGAUGGCAAAGGGUGUCCAGAAAACCCUAUCCAAAACUUCCCUCCUCGGCAACUUCCUUCCCACUGGCACUCUCCUGACCUUCGAAAUGGUGCUGCCCUCAAUCUACAAGAACGGGCAGUGCAGCCACGUGCAGACCCUCAUGAUCAACUUCCUCCUUGCAGUGUGCGCCCUUUCCUGCUUCUUCUUCCACUUCACCGACAGUUUCCAUGGCCCGGACGGAACCCUCUACUACGGCUUUGUCACCACACGUGGCCUCUCUGUCUUCAAGCCCGCACUUCCCAGCGUGGCCGUGCCCCGCGACGACAAAUUCAAGGUGGGUUUUACGGACUUUGUCCACGCCGUUAUGUCUGUCAUGAUCUUCGUGGCCAUUGCUAUUUCGGAUCACAGGGUCACCAACUGUUUGUUCCCUGGGCAUGAGAAGGACUUGGAACAGGUUAGGGAGAGUUUUCCUCUCAUGGUGGGACUGGUUUGCAGUGGCUUGUUUCUCAUCUUUCCCACUUCUAGACAUGGGAUUGGUUGCAUGUCUGCCUAG
Messenger RNA from Sphenostylis stenocarpa, 639 nucleotides. The record is from the annotation of a GenBank genome assembly. NCBI's taxonomy places the organism in Eukaryota, Viridiplantae, Streptophyta, Magnoliopsida, Fabales, Fabaceae.